Messenger RNA from Corylus avellana, 811 nucleotides. RefSeq lists its product as uncharacterized. Lineage: Eukaryota; Viridiplantae; Streptophyta; Magnoliopsida; Fagales; Betulaceae. The record is from RefSeq and is a predicted model, not a curated record.
CGGCAACCUUCCAGGCGGACUUUUUCUCUCAAAUCAAGGUUCUCAGUGAUUCCUAGUAUUAUCAGUACAGAGAAGAGGGAAGUGCCACCAGAUAAUUUUAUCUCAGAAGUUAAAACCUUUUCAUCGAAAAAGAUUAUGGGAAAGCAAACUACAAUGGUCGACUUUUUUAAAAGAAAAAAUGCACAAAUUUCAAAAGCCAAUGUUGGUGAUGCAUUAUUGCCAACCCCUAGAGUUGAUAUUCCAACUUUUGAAAAUCCUCCAACAAAAUCUCGAAAAGUAGACGUCAAUGAAAUUGAUAUUAGUUCAUUGGAGCAUGAUCCUGGAUCGCGUCCCCAAAUAUUGGAUUAUGAUGUUAAUCGACGGGAUGAAAUUCGACGAGCUUACAUUAAAGCUGGUCCGUAUCAGCCUACUCUCUCAAAGUACCCAAGAUCUGGAUCAGCAUCCCAUCUUCGCCGCUUUCGACCUUCAUGGUUCAAGCUAUUUCCGUCAUGGCUUGAAUAUUCGCGUGAUAAAGAUGCAGCCUUUUGUUUGCCAUGCUUUCUCUUUUAUAAGCCAUCAGGAAAUCCUACGCACAAUGCAUUCACCGUUUAUGGAUUCAAGAAUUGGAAGAAAGUGAAUGGAAAAGAUUGUGCUUUUCUCACUCAUAUAGGGAAAAAUCCAAAUUCUCGUCACAGAAUUGCCGAGAGGUCGUAUAAUGAUUUGAGGAACCAAUCUCAAUCCUUUCAAAAGGAGUUUGGCAAUGCAAACAACUAGGUUCCAUUUUGAACACAAUUUGGCAUUGUGAGGAUUUCCAAGACACAAGAGUGGUAGA